Molecule: messenger RNA, 1485 nt
Organism: Dentiscutata heterogama
Lineage: Eukaryota; Fungi; Glomeromycota; Glomeromycetes; Diversisporales; Gigasporaceae
Source: the annotation of a GenBank genome assembly
AUUAUGGCGGAUUCAUUUAAUGAUCAUAAAGUUGAUACUACUCUUUUGAACAAACGCAUUCAAUUUGAGGAUCAACUAGCUACAGUUCGUUAUGUUGGGCCUGUUCCACCUACAAAGGGAGAGUGGCUUGGCGUAGAAUGGGAUAACGUAGUAAGAGGAAGACAUGAUGGUGUUCACGAGGGCACGCGCUAUUUUACUUGUAGCGUACCCAAUAGCGGUUCUUUUAUCCGUUUUUCGCCAAAGAUAAAUACAGGUCGUGGUUUUGUCGCUGCUCUCAUCAAUAAGUAUAUUGAUUACGAUGGUGAUGGAAAGAUACAAGGGAAUGAAGAAGAGACAUAUGAUGCUCAAAAGGAUUUAGACACGCUUUAUUGGGCAGGAAAUACUAAGAUCGAAGUUGAAGCAUUAGGAUGGGACAAAAUUCGUCGUAAACAACGAAAAUUAGACCUAUUGACUGAAGUUGGUCUUUCUUUUGAGCAAAUAUCAAAUGCCGGUAACCCUGGAGAAAUUGAAGCUACAUGUCCAAGUAUAUUAAAAUUAAAUAUAGAUAUUUUUAUAAAUUUAGAUGAAUCUACUAUCAGACUGGGAAACAGUUGCCCUUAUUUGCCAGGAACUCAAAAAGUUGGAAGUAUUGCGUUUAAAAUAGAACUUCUUGAACCAUGUUUUCCAAGUUUAGAAAACCUGCAACUUGGUUUUAAUAAUAUCAGAAUAUUGUAUAAUAAUGAGAAUGAAAAAGAAAAUCAUCCAGUAAAUAAAGUUAAAGGAUUUGUAAAAUUAAAAAUGCUUAAUCUUGAAUCUAACGGUAUAGAUAAUUGGGAUACAAUUGCAUUUUUCUCGGAUUUGCCUUGUUUGGAAACUCUUUUUCUCAAUAAUAAUCUAAUUGAGCGCAUUUUUUAUACAAAGGAAAAUGAAAAUAAUAAAGGAUUUUCAAAAUUACGAUAUUUGAAUGUUAAUGAAAACAAGAUUAGCGAUUGGAAUAGUAUUGAUGAACUCAACAAAUUUCCUUCAUUAAAUGAACUACGAAUCAAAAAAAAUCCAUUUCUUGACAACGAAAAACUUACUGAGGCGAAUAUGUCGUUAAUUGGCCGAGUCAAGGGUUUAUCAGUGUUAAAUGGCAGUAUUAUAUCUCCAGGGGAUAGGGUUGACGCAGAAAGAUUUUAUCUUAGAAUAUGUGUAAAAGAUCUUAAAAAGACUCCAGAAGAAAUAGAGAAAGAACAUCCGCGAUUUAAAGAAUUGUGUGAACUACACGGUACACCAGUUGCUGAUGAAAUAAGUAUGAAAGCCACCAGCAAUAUUUUAAAGGAUCGUUUAUUAGCACUCACAAUCACUUCUCGACCAUCCCUUGAACAAGAUCCUAUAAAAAAGAUUUCUAAAAAACUUUUAGGAACAAUGGAAAUACGAAGUUUGAAAAAUUUGCUUCAAAAACUCUUUGGAAUACCAGCUUCACAACAGCAAUUAUUUGCAAUUACCAAUUAUAAAUAUGUGUAG